AUGAUGUUACCACUAGCACAGUAUAGUGCGCCCGAUGGUGUGGAGAAGAGCUUUGCUCCAAUAUGCGAUGACCCUCGAUACAUGACCACCGAGGGAAGAACAACAGGCCCCAGCGAUCAUGUACUGAAUGCUGGUCAAAUCGAUAGGGACAAGCCCUCUGAGCCUAAACGCACAGAAGAUGGCUCACAAUUGACAUACCUAGGCCGGCUGCGUGCACAGCUAACAGGGCUGCAGGACGAUAUAAAUGAGUUUUUGACUGAAAGAAUGGAAUUGGCCAAGAAUAAGAAAAAAGUGGGCGCUGAUGAAAAGCGGAUCCAGGAAGAGAUUAAUGAGUUGUUAGAUGGUGGCGACGGGGACGGGGAUACUGAUUAG
Messenger RNA from Saccharomyces mikatae IFO 1815, 372 nucleotides. It is a transcript of the gene GON7, whose product is annotated as chromatin DNA-binding EKC/KEOPS complex subunit GON7. The transcript has a single exon. The record is from RefSeq and is a predicted model, not a curated record. Bases 1 to 372 code for a protein of 123 amino acids. Lineage: Eukaryota; Fungi; Ascomycota; Saccharomycetes; Saccharomycetales; Saccharomycetaceae.